AUGACUGACAUUUCUGGACAAUGUAUUGGAGCUUACAAUGGCUUUUCUGAUGGAUUAGCUUGGGGACCUGGAAUAGUAAGGGAAGGAGCUCCAUGGGCACCAGCUUAUACUCCAUUAGGCGCCCCAUGCUCUGAAUUUGGUCUUGGCAUUGGACCUGCCAAUCUUGCUGCAUCUAACGGACCCGGUCUUGCAGUAACCAGCGCUUCUCCUAUUGCACCCACUGGAGUCGCUAUGACAUCAGAAAAUGCUUACGAGGGUAUGCUAGCUGUAACUGGUGCUUUGCCAUUCUUAGCUGCUGUAUCCUUGGAAGGAGUUCUGCCAACAGCUGGAGCAGGCGCUGUUACAUACAGUUGUGGUAAUGGCAACGUUGGUAUAACUAAUGAGGACAUUACUCCUGGUUACAUUAAUGGUCCACUUGGUUAUCGGGCGGAAAUAGGCGCACCAUUAGCGUAUAACGGUUUGCCUGGAUCUUAUGGCUUUGAAGCUGAUUUAAUCAGACCAGGUUUCGGCUUUGGUGGAUGUGGAUGUGGUGCUAGGUUGUAA
Messenger RNA from Melitaea cinxia (Glanville fritillary), 543 nucleotides. RefSeq names its product chorion class B protein PC10-like. NCBI's taxonomy places the organism in Eukaryota, Metazoa, Arthropoda, Insecta, Lepidoptera, Nymphalidae. Gene Ontology annotation, molecular function: structural constituent of egg chorion. Bases 1 to 543 code for a protein of 180 amino acids. The record is from RefSeq and is a predicted model, not a curated record. Gene Ontology annotation, cellular component: egg chorion. Gene Ontology annotation, biological process: chorion-containing eggshell formation; multicellular organism development. The transcript has 2 exons.